This is a messenger RNA of Paramecium tetraurelia, 1578 nucleotides long. RefSeq lists its product as uncharacterized. The transcript is spliced from 3 exons. Lineage: Eukaryota; Ciliophora; Oligohymenophorea; Peniculida; Parameciidae. The record is from RefSeq and is a predicted model, not a curated record.
AUGAAGAUGAAAUCUCAGAUUAUCAUUUUAGAUGUCAUAAUAUUGUUUAUGGUGAUUGUGGUGUGUUCUAUUGGAAUUUAUGUUGAAGCCAAAUUAUUUUACGAAAUUAGUUUAGAAUCAUCAUAUAUCAUGAUGAAUUCUACCGAUAUUAAGUAAGUUGAUAGAAUAGGAAGCUAAAUUGAAUCUUACUUAAUCACUAAGCAUAAAAGAAGUAACUAAUUAAUUAAUGAAGGCAUUUAGCUUCUUGAUAACAUAGCUAAUUUCUUAUUUCACUUUGCUAAUCGUUAGGAUCAGUAAAUCUACAAUGGCAUUUUAGACCUUUGCCUGACAGAAGAAGAGUAAAAAAUUGCAAUAUAUAUUAAAAAUACACCAAAGUUCUGCUAUUAAACAAAUGGUGUAGAGCUUGAAACAAUGAUGAAGAAUGACAACAUUACGCUUUUGUAUUAUGGACUUAAGGAACUUGAGCACUAUUCAAUAAUGUUCAAUAUAUAAAUACCCAAUAUAUUACAGGUGGUUGACACAAGUUCAAUAAUAUUUGAUGCAUUAUAUCCAAUAGGAUUGCUGGCUCCUAGUUACAACCCAUAGCAGAGAAGUUGGUAUUAAAAUCAUAUGGCUUAAAUAAACAAUACAAAAAAUGAGUUCUUUUUUUUUACGAAUGUAUUUUAGAGUUUGUAUGGAUCAUAAGAGUACAGUUUUUCGAUUACUCAAUCAUUGUUUAAUAAAAAGAAGGAAUUUUUUGCGAUUUUAAAAACUGUAUUGUUUAUAACUGACCCAAAUUUACAUAACAUUUAAUUUAAUGUUUUAUUAAUAAAUUAAGAAGGUUAAGUUAUGGAGAAUGGAAUGGAGAAUCGUACUAAUAGAACAGGAAUCUUAUAUGUGUAUAAUGAAACCAUAACUGGUUUUAAUGUUACCGAUUGGAAGGAAAUUGAAUUAAAAUCGAAUUAAAACGGAUUAAUCGAAGAGCAGAAUUCCAUGUUGAUUCUCUAUAACAAAGUAUACAAAUCCUUUGUCAAUUUAAAGUGCAAAAAGUUUUAAAAAGAAAAUUUUACAUUAAUUUUAUUUACUAAUUUGACUUCGUAAUACAUUUUAAAACAGUAAAUUCUGGAUAGGUACAAUGAAUUUUUACUUUAAUAUGGGUAUGCUGCUGUUGUAAUUUGUUGUCUAGCAAUUACACUAUUCUGUUUGAGCUUAAUUUUUAUUAACGUAAUCUGUAACCCAAUUGUAAAAUUAAGAUAGAAAAUCUCGUAACAUGUAUUGGAAAUCGGGAACAAUACAGAUAAAAUGAUAUUCAAGAUGACAACAAAAAAAAAGAGAAAAUAAGGUCUCGUCUUUAAAUUAAAUGAAAUGUUUAUGAAUAUUUCAGAUGUUUUGAAAUUAAACUAAAAUAAGAAGAGUGAGCAAUGUAGACUUAUUGAAAAGAUGUAGUAUAAUAAAAAAUGUAAAAAAGAAUAGUGUUAGUUGAAUUAACAAAUUCAGUCUCUCAGUGACUCCUAAUCAAAUUAUAUUGAAUUAAAUGAAUUUAAUAAGGAAAUUUUGAAACUUUUAAUGAAUGGUACUAAUAAUAAUAGUCAAUUAUGA